AUGCGCUUCCAGGCGGCCCUGUCACUCCUUUUCACUCUCGGUGCUGCCGCGGAGGAGCUUGAGCAGAAACCGAGUUCCCAAUGCAAAUGCGUCCCUGGCAGUGACUGCUGGCCCAGCCUGUGCGAAUGGCAGACCUUUCGCAGGCAGCUGGGCUGGGGCAAGCUCAUCAAGACGCGCCCCGUUGCUGAGUCGUGCUACGACGGACCUCGUAAGGAUCUGGGCCAGUGCGCCUACGUGGCCAAGAUGUGGUCGGACCAGGACUUCCAGACCAGCAACCCGGUCGGCAGGCCGUAUCCCUACAACAUCACCUGCGCUCCCGUGGACUACGCCGCCGGACAGACUCCCACAUCGUGCAUCCUUGGCUCUCUUCCCGUCUACGCUGUGAAUGCCACCACCAGGAAGGACAUUUCCGCUACGCUCGAGUUCGCCAAGAAGAACAACGUCCGUCUCGUCAUUGCGAGCACGGGACACGACCUCCUGGGCCGCUCGGAUGGCUAUGGCGGUCUCGAGCUCUGGCUGCGCCACUUCCGCAACGGCAUCUACUUCCAGAAGACGUUCCAGUCGGCAACAAAGUGCACCAAGUCCGGUUGGACAGGCAGCGCUCUGCACGUCGACGGCGCCUGGCAGUGGCGUGACGUCUACAAGGUUGCCGAGGCAAACAACGUUAUCGCCGUCGGCGGUGGUGCGCUCUCUCCUGGUGCCAUCGGCGGAUGGCCGUCCGGCGGCGGUCAUGGUCCCGCCACGCGGAACUACGGCCUAGGCGCCGACCAGAUCCUCGAGGCUGAGGUGAUGCUUGCCGAUGGGAAGAUCGUCACGGCAAACCACUGCGAGAAUCCCGACCUGUUCCGCGCCCUCCGCGGCGGCGGCCCCGGCUACGGCAUCGUCCUGAGCCAGCACAUCAAGGCCCACCCCAAUGUGAACGUUGUCACGACCCAUCGGCUCGCCAUCGCUCCGUUCGAGCAGACUCCUGAGAAUGCGGACCUUCUCGAUGCCGUCGCGGUCAUCCUCCAGCAACUCCCCGAUCUCAACGACAAGGGAUACGCCGGGUACGGCUAUUGGUUCCGCAACUUCCCCACUGUCUUUGUCGGCAACGCUCAUUCUGGCUACACUCAUGGCUUCUGGACCAUCGGCAAGGGCAAAGCCGAGGCCGAGGCCGCCAUGAACAAUACCCUUAAGCUGCUCGAGAAGUUCCAGGACAAGCUGUUCAUCUACUCCUCCUACACCGAGUAUCCCGACUACUGGUCCUUCUACCACGCCGAGUCGGGCCUGUACGACCCAACCGGCGACACCUCGAUCCUCACCUCGCGCAUGAUCGACGCCAAGGCCGUGUCCAACUACACCGCCGUGCGCGAGACGGUCGAGAUCACCAGUGGCGCUCCGGAAGAAUUCGCCUCCAACGUCAUCCUGCUCGUGUCGGGCGGCCAGGUUUUCAAGGACGGCGCCGACAGCUCCUCCGGCCUGCACCCGGCCUGGCGCACCUCGCCCUUCGUGCUCAUCACGGGCCAGGGCAUCCCCAAGGUCGCGCCUCGCGAGGUCCGCGAGUACGCCACCUACCAGAUCACGCACGUCAAGGGUGCCGCGCUCAAGAAGCUCGCCCCGGAUACGGGCGGCUACAUGAACGAGGGCGACCGCCACGAUCCGGAUUAUAUCCAAACCUUUUACGGCUCCAACUAUCAGAGCCAUCUGGCGGCGAAGAAGAAGUACGAUCCGCAGGGCGUGUUCUACUGUCCCAGCUGUGUCGGCGCCGAGGCGUUUGUUGAGAGGCCUGAUGGGCCGCUGUGCCGGGCGUAA
Messenger RNA from Parathielavia appendiculata, 1791 nucleotides. RefSeq names its product FAD-binding domain-containing protein. The transcript has 2 exons. The coding region runs from base 1 to 1791 and encodes 596 amino acids. The record is from RefSeq and is a predicted model, not a curated record. NCBI's taxonomy places the organism in Eukaryota, Fungi, Ascomycota, Sordariomycetes, Sordariales, Chaetomiaceae. Gene Ontology annotation, molecular function: FAD binding; oxidoreductase activity.